Messenger RNA from Balaenoptera ricei (Rice's whale), 2359 nucleotides. RefSeq names its product E74 like ETS transcription factor 5 (gene ELF5). The transcript has 8 exons. Gene Ontology annotation, molecular function: DNA-binding transcription factor activity, RNA polymerase II-specific; sequence-specific DNA binding. The record is from RefSeq and is a predicted model, not a curated record. Gene Ontology annotation, cellular component: nucleus. Lineage: Eukaryota; Metazoa; Chordata; Mammalia; Artiodactyla; Balaenopteridae. Gene Ontology annotation, biological process: regulation of transcription by RNA polymerase II; cell differentiation. Bases 307 to 1074 code for a protein of 255 amino acids.
CAGGAAGGAAUUUUCCUCCUCUGGCUAACUGGCCAAGGCUGGGUGGUUUUCUGCUUCUGCUCUCUCUGGAAGGCUGAGUAGAGGUGCCAUGGACACCACACCUGUGACUGCUGCCUCUGACUCAUGUGAGGGCAAGAAGCCCACAGGCCUGUCUCUCUGACUGUGUGGACCCUCCCCGUGCACCUUGAAGAACCACCAAAGGGAAUCAGAUACAGACGGUGCUGUGUACAGCCGUGGAGAGAUUACAGAGCAAGCGAGUGGGCUGGUGCAAAGAAAAGAAAAAAAAGAAGUCUUUAAAGGAGGGUGAUGUUGGACUCAGUGGCACACAGCACCUUCCUGCCCAACGCGUCCUUCUGCGACCCCCUGAUGUCGUGGACUGACCUGUUCAGCAAUGAAGAGUCUUAUCCUGCCUUUGAGCAUCAGACAGCCUGUGACUCCUACUGGACGUCUGUCCACCCUGAGUACUGGACAAAGCGCCACGUCUGGGAAUGGCUCCAGUUCUGCUGCGACCAGUAUAAGCUGGAUGCCAACUGCAUCUCCUUCUGCCACUUCAACAUCAGCGGCCUGCAGCUGUGCAGUAUGACACAGGAGGAGUUCAUCGAGGCAGCUGGUGUCUGCGGGGAGUACCUGUACUUCAUCCUCCAGAACAUGCGCUCGCAAGGUUACUCCUUUUUUAAUGACCCUGAAGAGACCAAGGCCACCAUCAAAGACUACGCUGUUUCCAGUUGUUUGAAAACAAGUGGCAUCAAAAGUCAAGACUGUCACAGUCAUAGUCGAACAAGCCUCCAGAGCUCUCACCUAUGGGAAUUUGUGCGAGACCUGCUUCUAUCUCCUGAAGAAAACUGUGGCAUUCUGGAAUGGGAAGAUAGGGAACAAGGUAUUUUUCGGGUGGUUAAAUCAGAAGCCCUGGCAAAGAUGUGGGGACAAAGGAAGAGAAAUGACAGAAUGACGUAUGAAAAGUUGAGCAGAGCUCUGAGGUACUACUAUAAAACAGGAAUUCUGGAACGGGUCGACCGAAGAUUAGUAUACAAAUUUGGAAAAAACGCACAUGGGUGGCAGGAAGACAAGCUAUGAUCUGCUCCAUCAUCAAGCUCAUUUUAUGGAUUUCUGUCUUUUAAAACAAUAGAUUGCAAUAGACAUUGAAAGUUCACUUUUUUAAAAGCCUGCAAACGUGCUGAUAAAAUUUCUCCACAUCUCAGCUUACAUUUGGAUACAGAGUUGUUGUUGUCUACUUGGGGGUGAUGACAGCAACCCUUAAGAAAUUCCUUUUUUUUUUUUUUUACCCGAGGGGAGGAGGGGAUGAUCUUUUGUGGUACCCUGAUCAAACAUCACUUCCCUAAUGAAGAGUUGCAGAACCACAAUGCCCCAUGCCAUCGUGCUGCUCAGAGAAAAAGGAUCCAAUUCUGCCAUUAGAGGCUCAUCCGGUGCUCCCAUUCCAAAGGCUCAAAAGUUUUCACAUAGUUAACUGUGGCACCUCACAAAGCAAAAAAAAAAAAUGAUUAGUUUGUAGUUAAUAUAGUAGGACGGGGUGAGAUGUGGGUAAGACAAACAUAUUGUAGAUUUUAGAUUGUUAAAGUCAAAUUCCAUAGUAAAGUUUCUUAAUUAGUAAAGGAGCUAAGCCAUCAAGCUGGUACAUAACUGGAUUUAGCAUAGGUUAAUAGUGAGUUUCUUAACCAGAACAUCUUUUUAGCCACUCAGCAAAACUCCCAUGGCCAUCCUUCUGGAGUAACACAAAAUUAGGCACAUUCUUAAUUCUUGCUGAGUGUAUUCCCCCUCUUCUCCUAGGUGGGAGGCAUCAGAUGUGCAAAGAGUCGACAGACGCUUACAUCAAUUUCCAAAUCACCUCUGUUUCUACGAUUCAAGUUCUCAACACGAUAAAAUCGUAAUUCAUUGAUUCUGUCUGUGGGCAAGACGUUACACCUUUAUAGAACUGGGAAUGUCUUGAUGGCUCUGUAAUGGCCCAUUAAAUUAUGAGCCUCUCGUUUUGUCUUCCCACCCGAUGUGUACGCAAGCUCUAAAAUGCAUUUUUCCUUGACCAAAAUAGCGACGCUGGAACCAGUGAAGGUUCACAAGUUAAAGUAUGCACUGACAUUUUCUCAUCAGUCACUGGUAGGUGAGCCAUGAGUGACCUCCAGCUGGGUGGACUGUCCCUAGAACUCCUUCCCCGGAGCAGGAAGCCUCAUGUGACGAGGCACUGAACGACAAUACAGGCUGAGGGCCUCAAUCCUAGAGUUUUGCGUCACAAGUAACUGGUUUUUAAAAAAUGUGAAUGACUGUAAAAUAGUCUGUUUUUUAGAUUCAUGUGUUUUCCAGGUGGAUACAGUUUGUAAACAAUGUGAAUAAAAUAUUUAACAUGUUA